UUCACCUUUAAAUUAUCUAACACUUUUAUUUCACUAUUUGUAGUUGUGAACCUUAAAUGCAAAUAUGUUGUUGGACUUGAUUGAACAUUUCCUUGCUCAGAUUGAUGGACAGCUCCGUGGAUUUUGGGAUAUUGACGCGCUCUACUUUGGGUGAGACUUUUUGACAGGGAUUUGCGGGAUACCACUACGAACUUUGGUGCUCUCAAACUGAAACCUCAUCCAUCCCAUCUUCUUGGAAGUUGGAACUUGAAACACAUUGCUCAGAAUGGCUACAAUGUUCAGUAGCAUAUGUAGAGAAUGCGAGUCGUCCUUGCCCUUCUCCAGUCCCUUAUCCCUUCCUCCAGUCGUCCUUGCUCUAUAUACAAGGUGUUCCAGAUUAUGGCACUGUGCCCGUCAUUUUAAUUCGAUUUCCAGUAAUUUAACGACAUUUAACGAGGAUUCAGAGAUUUUAUUUGAUCGAAGAUUUGAAUCGUUUACAUUAUCAAGAAAAGACGUAAGUUGGGAACAUGUAAUGCAGUACUCAUUUGAUCAGCACGGAACGAUGGAGUCUUCAACCGAUUGCGGCGAUUAGGAGGAGAAUUCGACCAACCUUUUGCAAGAUCAAUCCAAUCUCAACUCACUUGCACUCGCGCUACAUCAAAUCGGCACUGAUUUUGACAACUAGGGCAGACAGAAACAAAAAUAAAACCUCAGGACAGUUAUGCCCACCUUUUUCCAGUAAAUUUUGUUUGAAGGCUUUUUGGGAGGCUGAGUAGUCCCAUCGUUCCCUCCGUCAAUCCCGUCGGUUUCUUCAGGUGGCUGUU
Messenger RNA from Daphnia pulicaria, 803 nucleotides. RefSeq lists its product as uncharacterized. The coding region runs from base 266 to 571 and encodes 101 amino acids. NCBI's taxonomy places the organism in Eukaryota, Metazoa, Arthropoda, Branchiopoda, Diplostraca, Daphniidae. The record is from RefSeq and is a predicted model, not a curated record. The transcript has 3 exons.